Messenger RNA from Microthlaspi erraticum, 873 nucleotides. NCBI's taxonomy places the organism in Eukaryota, Viridiplantae, Streptophyta, Magnoliopsida, Brassicales, Brassicaceae. The record is from the annotation of a GenBank genome assembly.
AUGGAUGAGGUCUCUCGUUCUCUUCCACAGGCGCCAUUUUUAUCAAAAGAUCUUCAUGAUCUCCAUAAUUUUCACCAUCAACCCUCCAGUCACCAUUUCGUCGGACUAAAACGCGACCGAGAAGAAGACGAAGUUUACCCAAACAACAACCACUCUAACUCCUCCGGUAAAGACCAACAAGAGCACACGACUCCCUCGGGAGAAGGCGAGAAGAUCAACAAGAGAAGGCCGCGUGGCAGACCCGCUGGUUCCAAGAACAAGCCCAAAGCACCGAUCAUUGUCACGCGUGACUCCGGAAACGCUCUUAGAUGCCACGUCUUGGAGAUAACCAGCGGCUGCGACGUAAUGGAAAGCGUAACCGACUUCUCUAGACGCCGUCAGCGUGGCGUUUGCAUACUAACAGGAAACGGCGCCGUCACAAACGUCACCGUUAGACAUCCUGGCGGAUCAGGAGGAGGAUCUAACGUCGUUAAGUUACACGGACGUUUCGAUAUUCUUUCUCUCUCUGGCUCUUUUCUUCCUCCACCAGCUCCACCAGCUGCGUCUGGUUUAACGGUGUACUUAGCCGGUGGUCGGGGUCAAGUGAUCGGAGGCAGCGUUGUGGGACCCCUUAUAGCUUCAGGUCCUGUCGUGAUUAUGGCAGCUUCGUUUGGAAACGCAGCUUACGAGAGGCUGCCAUUAGAAGAGGAGGAGGCGGAGGAGGAAACUGAAAGAGAUAUAGAUGGAAACGCGGCUGGUGCGUGUGGAACGCAAACGCAGAAACAGUCAAUGCAAGAUACGACAUCGGUGAGUCAAGAGUUACCUUCGCAUUUAAUGAACUCUGUUUCAUUGCCAGGUGAAGCUUAUUGGGGAACGCAACGACCAUCUUUCUAG